UGGCAUCGCGUGCGCGCCCCCACUGGCAGGGUCGUGCACGUAGAUUGGGAGUGUGCGCGGUCGCUCGCGUAACAAUCAGUUUCUGGUGUCGGGCCCGCGCGCGGAGCGAUCCGUGUCCGCGGUGGAAAGGCAGGAGCAGAAUUCUACAGGACUUGAAAAGUACACAAAAGGCCUAAUUAGCUAGAGGCUGAUAGGAAAAAAAUGAGAAUGGGUGGUGAUGAUGAUGAUGAUGACGACAUCCCUCAGCUUUCGUCCCAUACGCUGGCUGCCCUGCAGGAGUUCUGUAGAGAUCAGCAACAGAGAGAGGGCACAAAGAUCUCCCAAGGGUUUAAACAGUAUUCCAUUGGCUCAAUAGAGGAGGACUGGCAGUUGAGCCAGUUUUGGUAUGAUGAUGAAACUGCAUUGCGCCUGGCUAAUGAAGCUAUUCUGGCAGCUGGAAGAGGUGGCAGAAUAGCGUGUGUUAGUGCUCCAAGUGUUUACCAGAAACUGAAAGAACAGGAUGACAAAGAUUUUUCAGUGUGUAUACUGGAAUAUGACACAAGAUUUUCUGUAUAUGGAGAGGAAUUUAUCUUCUAUGACUACAACAAUCCAUUGAAUUUACCUGGAAAUCUCAUACCACACAGUUUUGACAUAGUAUUAGCGGAUCCACCCUAUCUGUCUGAGGAGUGUCUCAGAAAAACAGCAGAGACAAUCAAAUACUUAACAAAAGGAAAGAUUCUGCUCUGUACAGGUGCAGUCAUGGAAGAGCAGGCAGUGAAGCAUCUUGGUGUGAAGAUGUGCAAUUUUACUCCAAAACAUGCGCAAAACUUAGCCAAUGAAUUUCGAUGUUAUGUGAAUUAUGAUUCUGGACUAGACUGUGAUUCUAGCUGUUCAGAGUGCACAUAAAAUAAGCACAACAGUAUAUCAAUCAAGUCCAUUUAUUCCUUCUUUCAGCAAUGUCUGCAGUCCUCAUUGUUUUAUUAAAGAUGUUGCUCCAGGUAAUGGUUUCUGGGCUAGCUUUAGACAUC
Messenger RNA from Gopherus evgoodei (Goodes thornscrub tortoise), 1007 nucleotides. RefSeq names its product EEF1A lysine methyltransferase 1 (gene EEF1AKMT1). The coding region runs from base 202 to 885 and encodes 227 amino acids. Gene Ontology annotation, biological process: methylation. The transcript is spliced from 6 exons. NCBI's taxonomy places the organism in Eukaryota, Metazoa, Chordata, Testudines, Testudinidae. The record is from RefSeq and is a predicted model, not a curated record. Gene Ontology annotation, molecular function: nucleic acid binding; protein-lysine N-methyltransferase activity.